AUGGUUUUCCUGAGCUCGGAGGGCACAGCAGUGUCAGAGCCAGGACUAAUGCUUGUAUCUCCCCCAGGUCUGGGCCAGAGCUGAUUUCUCUCUGGCCUUCCCAGACACCUCUUCUAACAGAGCAGUGGACACCUCUGGGAGCCGCUGACAUUUUCACCGCUCCUCAGUCCAUCCCUAGAGUUUUGUCUUCAACCCGAGGAGCUAGAAACAGAAGUCCAGGAUGGAGGAUGAACGACAGAGGGGCAAUGGACAGGCAGUCCAAGGGCAGUCAUAUGGAGUGGACAUGGAGGAGCCAGGGUACAACCAAAGAGGCCAGAACCCAGUUGGGAAGGAGAAAGCCACUGAUGACCCCAAGAGAAGAAGGCGGGAUUACAUGCGCCUGGCCCCUCUGUGGCUUGCUCUGCUGAUGUUAGCAGCAGGUGGAGUCCUGCUCUGGUAUUUCCUAGGAUACAAGAGAGAGGUGACUGUCAGCCAGUUGUACUCAGGCAGUCUCAGGGUGCUCAAUCGCCACUUUUCCUUGGACCUUUCCCGCCGGGAAUCCAGUGCCUUCCGCAGCGAAACUGCCAAAGCCCAGAAGAUGCUGAAGGACCUCAUCUUUGCUUCCCGCCUAGCCCCAUACUACAAUUCAAGCACCGUGUAUGCAUUUGGGGAAGGGCCUCUGACCUGCUUCUUCUGGUUCAUUCUCCAAAUCCCUGAGAAUCGCCAUCAGAUGCUGACCCCAGAUAUUGUGAAGGAGGUGCUGGUGGAGCAGCUGUUGUCCAAUGCCAACGAGACAAGAGGCACCCCUGACCAGGAAGAGUAUGAGGUGGACCCUGGGGGCCUUGUUCUUCUGGAGACCAGUGUGAAAGACAUAAUUUUGCUGAAUUCUACACUGGGGUGCUACCGAUACAGCUACAUCAGUGAAGGCCAGGUAGUGCGGCUCAAGGGCCCUGAUCAUCUUGCUUCUAGCUGCCUGUGGCACCUUCAGGGUCCUGAGGACCACAUGAUCAAGCUUCGACUGGAAUGGACCCUGGCUGAGUGUCGGGACAGGCUAGCCAUGUACGAUGUUGCCGGACCCCUUGAGAGCCGUCUCAUCACCUCACUCUAUGGCUGCAGCCGCCAGGAGCCAGUGGUGGAGGUCCUGUCCUCAGGCCAUGUCAUGUCUGUGGUCUGGAAGAAAGGCUUGUACAGCUACUAUGACCCCUUCACACUCUCUGUCCAGGCGGUGGCCUUCCAGGAAUGUCAGGUGAACCUGACCCUGGAGGGCAAACUGGAGCUACAGGGAAACAUCAGCACCCCCUACUAUCCCAGCUACUACUCCCCUAGCACCCACUGUACCUGGCAUCUCAUGGUCCCAUCUCUUGACUAUGGAGUGGCCCUCUGGUUUGAAGCGUAUGCUCUGAGGAGGCAGAAGUAUGAUGUGCCCUGCACCCAGGGGCAAUGGGUCAUACAAAACCGAAGAUUGUGUGGCCUUCGGACCCUACAAGCCUAUGCAGAGAGGAUCCCGGUGGUAACUUCUGCUGGCAUCACCAUCAACUUUACCUCCCAGAUCUCCCUCACAGGCCCUGGUGUGCAGGUUCACUACAGCUUAUAUAAUCAGUCAGAUCCCUGUCCUGGAGAAUUCCUGUGCUCGGUGAAUGGCCUCUGUGUGCCAGCCUGUGAUGGGAUCAAGGAUUGCCCCAAUGGCCUGGAUGAGAGAAACUGUGUCUGCCCAUCUGCCUUCCAGUGUGAGGAAGACAGCACGUGCAUCCACCUGCCCAAGGUCUGUGACAAACACCUGGACUGCAUCAACGGAAGUGAUGAAAGGCAGUGCCAUGAAGGGGUGCCCUGUGGGGCUUUCAAAUACCGGUGUGCUGAUGGAAGCUGCCUGAAAAAACCCAACCCUCAAUGUGAUGAUAACCCUGACUGCGAAGACCAGUCUGAUGAGCUACACUGUGACUGUGGGCUUCAGGCUCCUGCCACCAGAAUUGUGGGGGGUGCCAUGUCUGUGGAGGGGGAGUGGCCGUGGCAGGCCAGCUUGCAGGUGAGGGGCCGGCACAUCUGCGGGGGGACCCUCGUCUCCGAUCAAUGGGUGGUGACUGCAGCCCACUGUUUCCAGGAAGACAGCAUGGCCUCCCCAUCGGUCUGGACCGUCUUCCUGGGCAGGAUCCACCACGGUGCUCGCUGGCCCGGUGGGGUGUCCUUCAAGGUCAGCCGCCUGCUCCUUCAUCCCUACUACGAGGAGGACAGCCACAACCAUGACGUGGCCCUGUUGAAGCUGGAUCAUCCCGUGGUCCGCUCAGCUCUGAUCAUGCCCAUCUGUCUGCCUGCCCCAUCCCACUUUUUCCAGCCUGGCCUUCACUGCUGGAUCACAGGCUGGGGGGCACUUCGAGAGGGAGGUCCCUCCAGCAGCACCCUCCAGAAGGUAGAUGUGGAGCUGGUCCAACAGGACCUGUGCAAUGAAGCUUACCGCUACCAAGUUAGCCCGCAGAUGCUAUGUGCCGGACAUCGCAAAGGCAAGAAGGAUGCCUGCCAGGGUGACUCAGGAGGCCCACUAGUUUGCAAGGAGUCCAGUGGCCGGUGGUUCCUGGCGGGCGUGGUGAGCUGGGGCCUGGGAUGUGGCAGACCGAACUACUUCGGAGUCUACACCAGAAUCACUCGGGUGAUGGGCUGGAUCCAGCAGACCCUGUCCUGAAGAUGCUGCAUCCGUCCGGCCCAGCUGUGGCCAUCCAUCGGCCUAGAGCCCACCCAAGAGCUCAGAAGCCCUGUUUAGCUGGUUCUGCCUCUCCUAUGUGGAGGGCUGUGUAUGUGUGUGGGGGGGGAGGGUUCUACCCAGCUGGUGGGAGAAUUCGGAUUUUUCCAGGGAGGAAUGAGGCAGUAACUGUGGGGCUGAGACCACCUACUUUGUUCUACAUCCCUUACCUGCUCUGUCCUUUUGGGAGACCCUCCUGACCUGCUUCCUUGUCCCACCACAAGAGAUGCAAAGAUGUGACUUUGGAAUUGACCUGGCCAGGCCCCAGUAAUGUUUGGGUGGUGAAGGCACCUUCCCUCCAAACACCAGCAGGCAGCAUCCUCUCCAAAGGUCCACUAGGCUGGUGACGAUCCUAUACUUCCCUUUCUUCCCAUCCUCCUCUGUGCCCUGACCCUUUAUCAGCUCUCAGAGGCCACCCCAGCCUGGAGCCCUUUGGCAGGUCUGACUGGAUGGGGGAACUGCUCUGGACUCACAGUGGGCAGAAGCCCAAAUCCUGGAUGAUUCCCCCUGAGAGCCCCCUUCCUCUCAGCCAAUUUCAAAACAAACAGCUUUUCAAGAAUAAGCCCCCCGCUUUUGAAUGUGACAGAAUGAGGGUUUCCACAAGCCUCCAUGCUUUGGGGGUGAGGAGGUGCCUGAGCAGAGAUGCCAGGGGAAUUGAGGUAAGGGGAGCAGCCAGCCUGACUUCACACCCACAUCUGUAAAAGGAGCUCUGGCUCCCAUUCUAACCUACAGGGAUUUUUCAUAAGCCAAAGAGGGAAAGAGGCUUCUCAGAUCUGAAGCUUUCCUCCAUCUCCCUGCCCCUCACCUGGACUCAAACCUUCUCAAACCUUCUCUGCGUUCUUCUACCCACCUCCAGUUCCCACUAUCUCCUUGGCCAAAGGGAGGUGGAAGGAAAGUCACUCACUGAGACUUGGCCCAGAAUAAAUCUGCUUUAACAGCC
Molecule: messenger RNA, 3650 nt
Organism: Phascolarctos cinereus (koala)
Lineage: Eukaryota; Metazoa; Chordata; Mammalia; Diprotodontia; Phascolarctidae
Gene: TMPRSS6
Product: transmembrane serine protease 6
Biological process (GO): proteolysis
Molecular function (GO): protein binding; serine-type endopeptidase activity
Source: RefSeq, a predicted model, not a curated record